CUGUCAAACAGCUUCCGAAUCAGCUGAUUUUAAACGUCUUGUGAAAAAGCCUAUAGAAGCAACAAUAAUAUCAGUUGGAUUAGUGGCAGUGUCGUACAAUAUUCACAUAAUACAAUAUUAUUUUAUUUUCGAAUCCCCGAACGACAAUGGGAUCCUGUGAAUUAAAACUGCUCAAGUUUGUUCCUCCGAAAUCAUUUGUCCAUCAUGACUUUUGGUAUAAAUUGGCGGAUAUUAAAUUGCACAUCGACAAGCUGGUGGAUUCAGCGAAAAAUGUCUAUGCUUUCGUCACGGAUUUCGAACGAUCCAAACUCUUGGUGGAAGUCGAUUGUACUUCAUUUAACAGUGAACAAACCAUCUCGUCGUCUUACUUUAAUUGUCAUGGAAUUCUAUUGAACAAGAACACUAUUGAGGAGUUCAAAGGAACGGAUAAAAAUGAUCUCUUGAAGCGGACCAGCGAUAACUACAUGAAGCAAUUGCUGUUCAAGGAUAAACUCGGGCACAGUUCAGAGAUAUUUUUCUUUAUACUCUUCUCAUAUGCGGACUUCAAAGCUCAUAAGUAUUACUACUGGUUUGCUUUUCCUGCCUUACGCGAUGUUGUGUACAGCUGCCCGAAGGAACAGCAGCUGUUAUCCUCCCACUUCCCAGAUGACCUUCUUGAUAGGUUUAAGGAACAAAUGCAAGCUUUUCAACGGAUGGCCGCAGAGCUAGUAUUCUUGUAUGACAAAUCUAAUAACGCAAUACUCAAGUUAUCUGAUCUAGUCUGUCAUAAUCAUAAGGAAGACAAUUUCAAAGAUAUCAACUUAGAUAACACGUACAUUUGCUGUGAGGAUCGUUCCGUGGACGAAAAUCCUAGUUGGUUUUUGAGGCAACUGCUCGGGUAUUUAGUUUUCACCUGCCCACAACUUGCGGAUAAGGACAUCAAAUUUAUUUGCCUACGACAAACAUUGCAGACAAGUUUAGUCCUGCAUGUUACAAUACCUGGCACUGAUUACAGUAUUGAGAGUAGUCUUUGGACUGGAUGGGAAGCAAACGAGAAUGGCAAACUCGUCCCAAGAUUGGCAGACAUGUCCAAUGUUAUGGAUCCUCAAAUUCUAGCGGAAAGAUCAAUCACAUUGAAUCUCACCCUGAUGAAAUGGAGAUUACUACCAAACCUAGACCUAGAUGUCAUAAGUCGAACAAAGUUUCUUCUGCUUGGGGCCGGUACUUUAGGCUGUGGAGUUGCUCGGUCAUUAUUGGCUUGGGGAGCUCAAAACGUAUCGUUCGUAGACUGUGGUAAUGUUUCGCUAUCAAACCCGGUUCGCCAAAGCUUAUAUAUCUACGACGAUGCAAUGAAUGGAGGAAAGCCUAAGGCCGCAACAGCAGCCCAAAGAUUGAAACAAAUUAAUCCUUGUGUUAAAUCUACCGGAUAUUGUGUGAAAAUUCCGAUGCCAGGACAUCCAAUUGGCGAUUCUCAACUUGAGGAAACUAACGAGGCGCUGGACAAGUUGGAGAAUCUUAUCAAAGAACACGAUGUCAUUUUCUUACUAACGGACUCGAGGGAGAGCCGCUGGCUUCCAACCAUGCUGGCAGCGUAUUAUGGAAAGAUAACGAUCAAUGCUGCUCUCGGGUUUGAUUCGUUCCUGGUCAUGCGACAUGGAAAUCAAUCAAGUACCUGCGUCCCACAAAGCGUAGAAGUGAAAGGAUACAAUGAAGUACCGGGCUCUCGUUUAGGUUGCUACUUUUGUAAUGAUGUCGUUGCACCAGGAAAUUCAUUGAAAGAUCGUACCCUGGAUCAACAAUGCACUGUCACUCGCCCUGCGGUAGCCUGCAUUGCAUCUGCCCUUGCUGUUGAGCUAACCGUAUCAUUACUGCAGAAUGAAGCCAGAGAUGGCGCACCAGCUUAUUACAAAACAUCGAAUGCAGCUGAUAAUGUGGAAGACAUUCCUGAGGGCAUUCUUGGAAUAAUACCACAUUCGAUCAGAGGAAACAUCAAUGCUUUUAAUUACCUAGUCACAGCUACUGAACGGUUCUCACAGUGCAUCGCAUGUUCAAAGCAAAUAUUGGAUCAAUUCGACAGAGACAAAAGAAAGUUUGUUAUAGAUGCAUUGAAUUCGGCAAAAAAUUUGGAGGAUAUUUCCGGUAUAUCAAAUUUAACAUGCGAUGUUGAUGAGAUGAUCGACUUCAGCGGUAGUGAUACUGAGUAAAAUGUUUUAUUUCUAAAUGUCCAUACGCUCGUGUUUAAAAGUUGUGCUAAUAAACAGUUUAAAAAUUCAA
This is a messenger RNA of Aedes aegypti (yellow fever mosquito), 2253 nucleotides long. RefSeq names its product ubiquitin-like modifier-activating enzyme ATG7 (gene Atg7). Gene Ontology annotation, biological process: piecemeal microautophagy of the nucleus; cellular response to nitrogen starvation; C-terminal protein lipidation. Gene Ontology annotation, molecular function: Atg8 activating enzyme activity; Atg12 activating enzyme activity. The transcript is spliced from 13 exons. The record is from RefSeq and is a predicted model, not a curated record. The coding region runs from base 147 to 2183 and encodes 678 amino acids. NCBI's taxonomy places the organism in Eukaryota, Metazoa, Arthropoda, Insecta, Diptera, Culicidae. Gene Ontology annotation, cellular component: cytoplasm; phagophore assembly site.